This is a messenger RNA of Capronia epimyces CBS 606.96, 1911 nucleotides long. RefSeq lists its product as uncharacterized. Lineage: Eukaryota; Fungi; Ascomycota; Eurotiomycetes; Chaetothyriales; Herpotrichiellaceae. Gene Ontology annotation, biological process: transmembrane transport. Gene Ontology annotation, molecular function: transmembrane transporter activity. Bases 1 to 1911 code for a protein of 636 amino acids. The record is from RefSeq and is a predicted model, not a curated record. The transcript has a single exon.
AUGGCCUCAUCACCUUCUUCCUCCAACCAGUCUAUUUCGACCGUCUCUACACAGUAUUCCCACGAAGUCGACGCCGCCCAGAUUCCCACACACAGUGAGAAACAGAGCGAAGACAUCGAGAAGCAAAGUUCAAGUCUACAUCAUUAUGGCCACAAACAAAAGGUGCCUCAUUGGAGGAUUGUGGCUAGUCAGACCCUUAUCACAGACGCCGUUCUCCAUCACGAGUACAAGGGCUCCGGCACCGAAGACGACCCGUAUAUCGUCGAAUUCAUCCCCAAUGACCCUCGCAACCCAAUGGAGUUUUCGCAGCUCAAGAAAUGGGUUCUUACUAUGACAGUUGCCAUCGCAACCCUCGCCGUCGCGUUCGUCUCGUCGGCAUAUUCCGGCAGCGCCAGAGAGGUGAUGCAAGAAUUCCAUAUCGGCGAGGAGGUCUACACACUUGGAGUCUCGUUAUUCGUCCUGGGCUUCGCUCUAGGGCCCCUCCUUUGGGCGCCGCUUUCGGAACUAUAUGGUCGCCAGGUACUGUUUUUCGGCACCUACGCCGUCCUCACAGCAUUCAACGCCGGCGCAGCUGGAGCAAACUCGGCGGCAACCCUCAUCGUUCUUCGAUUCUUUGCUGGCACGUUCGGCUCCUCUCCUCUCACCAAUGCCGGCGGAGUGAUUGCCGACAUGUUUGCCGCUAAUCAGAGAGGCCUGGGCAUGUCUAUCUUCGCCGCCGCCCCCUUCCUCGGUCCGGUCAUAGGUCCCAUUGUUGGAGGCUUCGUGGGUGAGACCAUCGGCUGGAGAUGGAAUGAAGGUCUCAUGGCCUGCUUUACGGGCUCAUUGUGGAUCUUCGCCAGCUUGGUGGUUCCCGAAACAUAUUCGCCCCUGAUCCUCCGGAAACGUGCCAGCGCCCUUUCCAAACGGACCGGCAAAGUCUACGUUUCGAUUCUCGAGAUGAAGCAGGGCAAGGUGACGGCCAAGGCUGCCUUCAAGAAAUCCAUGGCUCGGCCCUGGGCUCUUCUCUUCCUCGAGCCUAUUGUGUUCCUGAUCUCCAUCUAUAUGGCAAUCAUUUACGGCACUUUGUACAUGUGCUUCGGAGCAUUCCCCAUCGUCUACCAGCAGGGACGAGGCUGGUCGCCCGGGAUUGGGGGUCUUUCCUUUCUUGGAGUCGCCGUCGGGAUGUUAACCGGGGUAGUCUACAGUAUUUUCGACAAUAAGCGAUACGCCCGGAUCGAAGAGGAAAAUGACGGCGAGGCUCCGCCGGAAGCUCGUCUCCCACCAGCCGCCGUCGGCGCCGUGGCGCUACCCAUCGGCCUCUUCUGGUUUGCCUGGACGAAUUCACCUUCUAUCCACUGGAUUGUCAGUAUCAUUGGUACCGUGCCUUUCGGGUUUGGUAUGGUACUCGUGUUUUUGGGGUGUAUGAACUACCUGAUCGACGCCUAUACCGUGUAUGCCGCCUCAGUACUGGCGGCCAACUCGGUUUUACGAUCGCUAUUUGGUGCAUCGUUCCCCUUGUUCACCACUUAUAUGUACCAAAACCUCGGCAUCCACUGGGCGUCUUCGAUCCCUGCCUUCCUCGCCCUGGCCUGUACACCGUUUCCAUUCAUCUUCUACAAGUAUGGAAAGCCCAUCAGACUGAAGUGCAAGUAUGCCGGUCAAGCGCAUGACAUCAUGGUCCAGAUGCGCGAGCAAGAGAAGCGUCUCCGGGAAGAAGAGGAGAGAGAGGCUGCCGAAGAAGCUGCCAACAGCGAGUUGAAUCCGGUGGAAACGAGACCAAGUCGCCGACUGAGUCUGGCAGGCAUCAUCCGCACCAGUACUCAUGCUUCGCGCGCCUCUCGUGCCUCUCGUACUUCUCGUGCCUCUCUAGGCAGAGCUAGGACCGAGGAGUUUGGACGGGUGUACAGCCAUUCCAGUCACCCUCACUUCUAG